This is a messenger RNA of Morus notabilis, 751 nucleotides long. Its product is annotated as extensin. The record is from RefSeq and is a predicted model, not a curated record. NCBI's taxonomy places the organism in Eukaryota, Viridiplantae, Streptophyta, Magnoliopsida, Rosales, Moraceae. The transcript has a single exon. The coding region runs from base 187 to 705 and encodes 172 amino acids.
UACCCAUUGCUCAUUCUCCUUCAACCUCUUCUUUUUCUCCUCUUGAACACCAAAAAAAAAAAAAAAAAGAUGGUUCCAUUUCUUCUUCAUCUUCAUUGAUCUAGCAAUUGUCAAGUACUAAAGAUCUCUCUCUCUCUAUCUCUAAAAAGAAGCUGAAUUUGCCUUUUCCAAAUCUCCUUCCUCACCAUGGAAAUUACCAGACUCAAAGUCCCAUUCUCAUUUCUUCUCCCUAUACUCCUCCUCCUCCAAACAACCAAGCAAACGACAACCACCGCCCCAAAAACGACAUCAAACUACCAGAUCGCCUGCACAAUGUGCUCCGCCUGCGACAACCCCUGCGGCGGCGCCGUCCCCUCUCCGCCGCCUCCCUCCCCUCCACCGCCGUCCUCCUCCUCCUCCAUCUGCCCUCCACCGCCGUCCUCCAUCUCCUACUCCUCCCCUCCUCCGCCCUCACAAUCCUCCUACCCCUACUACUCUCCCCCACCACCCUCCUCCUCCGGCGGAGGCGGCGGCGGCGGAGUUUACUACAACCCGCCGGUGCCGUACAACAAGAACUAUCCAGCUCCGCCACCGCCGAAUCCGAUUGUUCCCUACUUCCCCUUCUACUACCACAGCCCUCCUCCGCCCUCCAAUUCCCCCUCCUCCUCCUCACCAAGAACGUUGAUUUUUUCUAUUGUCGUUUCCAUUUUCGUGUUUUUUCUUUGAACGAAAGUUUACGGAGGAAAAAGAAAAGUUUUUUUUUUUUUUUUUU